Dioscorea cayenensis subsp. rotundata (Guinea yam) is the source of this 1612-nucleotide messenger RNA. RefSeq names its product lipase-like. NCBI's taxonomy places the organism in Eukaryota, Viridiplantae, Streptophyta, Magnoliopsida, Dioscoreales, Dioscoreaceae. Gene Ontology annotation, biological process: lipid metabolic process. The coding region runs from base 380 to 1435 and encodes 351 amino acids. The transcript has 11 exons. The record is from RefSeq and is a predicted model, not a curated record.
GGAAAAACAUGGAAUAGUUUUGUUUUUAUCCCAAUCCUUCAUCUUGUGAUGGAAUCUCUUUCGGUCAUGAGCUUUCAGUGUUCUCUUUCUGAAAAAUUUCAAUAAUUUCGAUGCUUUUUUGAGGUUUUCUUGAUUCCUCGGCGCAAUUGGCUUGGUUGGUAGACGAUUCCUGAACGAAAGAUACGAUUUUGGAUUUGUAUGAAGGGAAUUCGAUUGGGAAAAGCUUUGAUUUCGUCUGAUUUUGAUGUGAUUAGGGUUUAAUUAGUGUGUGAUUAUGUGGUUUUGUUUUGCAGAUAAUGGAGAGGAGGAUAUGGUUCAUGGUGAUGGGUUUGAUGUUCUUGUUUGUGGUUUCUGAAAGCAGAGGUAGGAGAAUGCAGUGAUGCUUGAACAUAAUAAUAAUAUUAAAAAAAUCGAUACCUUGAUGCCUGCUUCAACAAAGCUUAAGAAUAAUAUGCAAGAAGAUCACAAUCAUACUUACAAUCAUACUCUUGCACAGAUACUUGUGGAGUAUGCUUCUGCUGUGUAUGUUGCUGACCUAACUGAACUAUUUACAUGGACUUGUUCAAGGUGCAAUGACAUGACCAAGGGGUUUGAAAUGGUAGAGCUGAUUGUUGAUGUUCAGAACUGCUUGCAGGCUUUUGUUGGUGUCGCUCAUGAUCUUAAUGCCAUUGUCAUUUCCUUCAGAGGCACUCAAGGAAACAGUGUACAGAAUUGGAUUGAAGACCUAUUCUGGAAACAGCUUGAUCUGAACUAUCCCCAAAUGCCUGAUGCGAUGGUGCACCAUGGCUUCUAUUCUGCUUACCAUAACACUAGUCUUGGUCCUGGGAUUCUGAAUGCGGUUCAGAGAACUAGAGAUGUAUUUGGAGACAUCCAAGUCAUGGUUACUGGGCACUCAAUGGGAGGUGCCAUGGCUUCCUUUUGCGCACUUGAUCUCACUCUAAAUCAUGGAAUUCACAAUGUUCAACUGAUAACAUUUGGACAACCACGUAUCGGGAAUGCAAUUUUUUCUUCAUACUUCAACAAACAUGUACCACAUGCAAUCCGGGUGACCAAUGGGCAUGAUAUCGUGCCCCAUUUACCACCAUAUUACUAUUAUUUCCCUUCAAAGACGUAUCAUCACUUUGCAAGAGAGGUAUGGCUAAAUAAUAUUGGCUUUGGAAGACAAAUCUACACUAUUGAGAAGAUUUGUGAUGAUUCCGGUGAAGACCCAACCUGCAGCAGGUCUGUUUCUGGGAAUAGCGUGUCAGAUCAUCUCACAUAUUAUGGAAUCAUGCUAAAAGCCGAUACUUGGGGUUCAUGUAAGAUCAUAAUGAGUAAAACCAUGGACGAGUACCAGACUGAUCCUGCAGGAAACAUUAUUUUGUCCCGGAUACCAAUUUUUGAUCAAAUUCUGAAGAAAAGAGUGCAAGACGACGGUGGAAUCAACUCUCGCUGACAUACAUUUCGAUUAUAAUUGUACAGGAAAGUCAAGAUGUGUAUAAGAACUCACACCUUUUAAAAAUGAAUGUUUUCUUAGCAGAGUGAAAAUGCUUAUUUAGAAGUAAAACCAUCUUGCAAUCUUUCAACAUUCAUUUAUCUCAAGGUGCAAGUAAAUUGGCGCAGUGUAAUUCAA